Mugil cephalus (flathead mullet) is the source of this 1481-nucleotide messenger RNA. It is a transcript of the gene g6pc3, whose product is annotated as glucose-6-phosphatase catalytic subunit 3. Gene Ontology annotation, cellular component: membrane. Gene Ontology annotation, biological process: gluconeogenesis; glucose 6-phosphate metabolic process. The transcript is spliced from 6 exons. Gene Ontology annotation, molecular function: glucose-6-phosphatase activity. NCBI's taxonomy places the organism in Eukaryota, Metazoa, Chordata, Actinopteri, Mugiliformes, Mugilidae. The record is from RefSeq and is a predicted model, not a curated record. The coding region runs from base 151 to 1176 and encodes 341 amino acids.
CCAUUCAAUCGAUUCAAUGGAAAGCGCUCCCCUUGUCGGUAAGAUGGUGGUACUGCGGAGUUCACUGUGACACAUCGUGGUGCACAAAGCACCGAGGAUAGCGGUUUUUAUUUUAAUUUACAUACCAAAGUAUACACAGUGGGUCAGGACAUGGGAAUGGAGGCGAUUUACACCCAAGGCGUCUGGCUGGCUGAGAGUCUCCAGCAGAAGACUAUGAGUUACGAAAAGUUUUGGCUUGUUGUCACUCAUAUCGGAGACCCUAAAGCAGCGCUGCUGCUCGUGUUUCCAUUCACCUAUUUCAUCAGCAGACGAGCCGGAGUGGCUGUACUGUGGGUGGCUGCAAUAUCGGAGUGGCUGAACCUGGUGUUCAAAUGGAUGCUGUUUGGAGAGAGGCCGUUCUGGUGGAUAGGUGAAUCACGUCUGUUUCUGAACAAAGAACCCAACGUUGUGCAGUUCCCAUCCACCUGUGAAACCGGCCCAGGGAGUCCGUCGGGACAUGGGAUGGUGACGGCAGCAGUCUGGUGGGUGGUGGUGUCCUCACUGGGGACAUUUCUGUACUCCCGUACUCACAGUGUGGUGUUGUCAGCUACUCCCUACCUGCUGUAUGUAGUGAUGCUGGUUGCCGUUGGACUGUCCAGGAUCUUUAUCCUCGCCCACUUUCCGCACCAGGUUGUCGCUGGCUCCAUUACAGGAUUCAUCCUAGGGAUUCUUCUGGGCCGCAGAGUACCACGAGGUCGCCCCCUGCUGUUCUUUUUUAGCCUCAGCAUUGGUCUCUUUGUCGGUGCUCUGGCGCUCCAUGCUGGACUGCAGCAGCUGGGAAUCGACCUCUCCUGGUCUAUUGCUCUCGCUACGAAAUGGUGCAGCCGUGCAGAGUGGAUCCGCCUGGAUACGGCCCCGUUCUCCUCUCUGACCCGAGACUGCGGGGCCGUUCUGGGUCUGGGGCUGGCCCAGUACUGGAAGCCCGGAGGAUUUUCCCUGCCUUGGGCUCCGAGGGCUUUGUCUCUGGCCUUCUCAUCCAUGGGACUGUACCACGUGAAUCGCCUGCCGCUCCCGGUCCGACCGCAGGGCCUCUUCUACGCCCUGGUCUUUGUCAAAUUUGUCAUCGUGCCUCAGAUUGUCAUGGUGCUUGUCCCCGGGUUGGUACACCUCAUGACGCACAAAAAGAAGAAGGACUAGAGAUCCUCACGCCUCCGAGGACACCUCUGGAUUCCUUCUGAGCUUCUUUAAUCAGUUUAAGUGUCUCUUUAAUGUAUUUUAAGGUUCCCUCCUGUGGGUAGAGGCUACACUCCAAGUUGAUUUGUCUUUUUUUUUUUUUUUUUUUUACAUUUCACCUGAAAUGAUUCCAUGUUUUGUUUUCUUUUGAAAAGCACACACUCGCUUUUGGUGUUGGUACUGUGAUGAAACUUAAUUCUGCUGCACGUUUGCAUUCAUUACAAUGUAAUCGUUCAAAGUGUCGGAAAUUCUUCAGUAUUUUCGCACAG